Aspergillus saccharolyticus JOP 1030-1 is the source of this 1532-nucleotide messenger RNA. RefSeq names its product SDR family oxidoreductase. NCBI's taxonomy places the organism in Eukaryota, Fungi, Ascomycota, Eurotiomycetes, Eurotiales, Aspergillaceae. Gene Ontology annotation, molecular function: oxidoreductase activity, acting on the CH-OH group of donors, NAD or NADP as acceptor. The transcript is spliced from 3 exons. The record is from RefSeq and is a predicted model, not a curated record. Bases 1 to 1044 code for a protein of 347 amino acids.
AUGCUCAUCCUCCUCACCGGCGCCAACGGCUUCAUCGCCGCCCACUGCAUCUUCGCCCUCGUGCACGCCGGCCACACCGUGCGCGGAACCGUCCGCACUCCCCAAAAGGCGACCGCCACGCGCGCCGCCCUCCAAGCAGCAGGCCUUCCGCAGCACCAGCUCGACCACAACCUGGAGAUUGUGAUCGUGCCCGACCUGACCAACCCCACCCACUUCACCCCCGCUAUCAUGGCCGGCUGUGAGGCAGUCCUCCAUCUCGCCUCGGCAUUCACCUACGAGGCGCAACCCGGCCAGUUCGAGGAGAAGCUCCUCCGGCCCGCGGUCCAGGGCACAACAGUCCUCUGCGAGGCGGCGCAUCAGACCAAAACAGUGCGGCGGGUGGUGAUUGUCUCCUCGUUUGCGGCCGUGUAUGACGCAGCGAAGGGGCCGCAACCAGGGAAGGUGUAUACGGAUGCGGAUUGGAGUCCCUUGGGGUUUGAGGAGGGGAGGGAUACGAGGGAUGUGGCAGUCGCAUAUCGAGCCUCGAAAGUGCUGGCUGAAAAGGCCGCUUGGGAGUUUGUGGCCAUCCAUUCGGCGGACUUCCAGCUUGUCACUCUCUGUCCGGGCAUGGUCUUUGGGAGGAUGAUCCACCCGAUUGAGUCUCUGGACGAGUUAAAUGCGAGCAACAGGAUUGUGUGGGGAGUGGUGAAGGGGGGGACGGAGAUUCCUCCUACGAAGGCGCCUGUUUGGGUGGACGUUGAAGAUCUCGCCGAUGCGUGCCUCCGCGCCUUGACACUGGAUUCGCCCUGUUUGGCAACACAUCAGCGGUUCCUGGUCACCCAAGGAGCGUAUGACACGCAGGAAAUCGCGGAUAUUGUGCGAGAACUCGUUCCACAAUCGAGAUCACGCAUCGCGAUCGGUACACCCGGCAAGAGGAUCCGCGAUUCGCAUUAUGGUUGUGACGCGAGGAAGAUCCAGCAGGUGCUGGGGGUGCGGUUCAGGGGGUUGCGGGAGUCAAUUAUACCCUUGGUCGAGCAGUUAUAUGCGAUGGAGAAAGAUUGCUGAUUUGAUUUCCUGGCCUUGUCUUGUCUAUUGCUCUAUGAAUCACAUUCGGUAUGCUUCGGACUUCGUGAAGACAUACGUGGUAGCCCAAUAACACCUGCUAUGGCAGUUCCUUUCGCUUGUCUUAAGCCAACUGCAAAUCUCCCAUCGUACGUUUCAAAAUUCAGCAAUCAUCUGCAUUGUAUGCUGUGUUGUACCCGUCCAUACGAGGAUGAGUCCCCCAUACUUGAUUACGACAACUUUUCAAGACCAGGGCAAACAAACACUGGAGUGGACCUUCGCACCACACCGGUCUACAUUAUCACCUCAACACAGAGCUUGUGAUAUGAUGUAUGCUGAUCCCUGCAAGAGUCGGUGUCACUUUGAUGCUAUACAUUCUGUUAUUCAGACCAAAUGAACCUUUCACGCGGUAGUGGAGAACUUCACCACCAACUCCCGCAGCUCUUCCUCUGUCAACCUCUUCAGCCCCAGCAACUCAUUAGCGAGAUUCU